Messenger RNA from Siniperca chuatsi (mandarin fish), 1292 nucleotides. It is a transcript of the gene fra10ac1, whose product is annotated as FRA10A associated CGG repeat 1. The coding region runs from base 133 to 1137 and encodes 334 amino acids. NCBI's taxonomy places the organism in Eukaryota, Metazoa, Chordata, Actinopteri, Centrarchiformes, Sinipercidae. The transcript has 14 exons. The record is from RefSeq and is a predicted model, not a curated record. Gene Ontology annotation, biological process: dephosphorylation. Gene Ontology annotation, molecular function: phosphatase activity.
CAGAAUAAUUCCUGACGUUGGAUAACGUCAUCAUACCGCGAUUUUCUCUGCCACGUCAUCAUCUGGCGACGUACUUUUCAUUUAGUAAACAAUUGUCAGCAAUAGUUGCUGAAGACUAAAGUCAGGAAACUCAUGGAUAAUCUUGUGAAGGUGCAUGCAGGUGGUGGCUAUGACUCUGACUUCAGUGAUGAUGAUGAGCAGGGAGAUUCCUCAGAGAGAGGCCUUAAAAGGAAACGUGAGGAGGAAAUCUUACAGAAGCCGUUCCAGAAAGGUCGGCACUCCAAGGUGGCUCACCGGAGUUUACACUCUAAUGAUCUGGACAGAGAGGAAGCCAGGAACAGAAGAGCCCACCUGAUUUCAAUGAAUGCUUUUGAGCGACAUAAGAAGUUUGUCGGUGACUACAUACUUUAUUAUGGAGGACAGAUGGCCGACUUCAAACGCUCUGUAGCCAAAGACAAAACAGAUCUGGAUGUGCUGCGUGAGAAUCAUCGAUUCCUCUGGAGGGACGAGGAUGAGGAUGACAUGACAUGGGAAAAAGACCUUGCCAAGAGGUAUUACGACAAGCUGUUUAAAGAGUACUGCAUAGCUGACCUCAGCAGAUACAAGGAAAACAAGUUUGGAUUUCGAUGGCGGACUGAGAAUGAAGUUGUCUCUGGCAAAGGUCAGUUCCAGUGUGGAAACAAACGAUGCGAAAAGCAGGAAGGCCUAAAAAGCUGGGAGGUGAAUUUUGCCUAUGUGGAACACGGCGAGAAGAGAAAUGCGUUGGUCAAACUCAGACUAUGCCCUGAAUGCUCUUUCAAACUCAACUACCACCACAAGAGGAAGGAGGUGAAAGCAAAGACAACGACUAAAAGGUUAUCGGAGGAGAACCAGGAGCCACCACAGAAGAAGAAGAAGAAGAGGAAGAGAUCAUCUUCACACUCCAAGAAGCACAAAAACAAACACAAGAAGCACAGAGAUCGCUCCACCUCUUCCAGCAGCUAUGGGGAGUCGCAGGACUCGGACAAAGACUCUGAAGCUGGCGAUGUGCCAGGGGGCCAAUCAGAAGCUGACCACUGGCGAGGACCCGCCCCUGCAGUGGAGGAAAAGUCAAGGGAGGAGGAGUUUGAUGAGUACUUUGAAGACAUGUUUCUUUGAUUCUGCUGGUAUCAGGAGCAACCCUGCUGUGACCACAUCUCCUUCCGCUUGCCACAGACAUUAAGCGUGUUCUGUUUGAGUCUUGUGUGCAUGUAGGUUUCUUUGACUGUAUAUUUCAUUACUGCUACAGAAAUAAACAUAACGUUUGUCCUGCA